This is a messenger RNA of Anneissia japonica, 2034 nucleotides long. Its product is annotated as zinc finger CCHC domain-containing protein 24-like. Gene Ontology annotation, molecular function: zinc ion binding; nucleic acid binding. The record is from RefSeq and is a predicted model, not a curated record. The coding region runs from base 78 to 881 and encodes 267 amino acids. The transcript has 4 exons. NCBI's taxonomy places the organism in Eukaryota, Metazoa, Echinodermata, Crinoidea, Comatulida, Comatulidae.
CUUGUUUAACAUCGCUGUACGUAGGCGCUUCCGAUAUAUAUGUGUUUUCAUUUUUUUAAGAAGUUACCCGCAAAAACAUGGCGGAAUUAUCCGCUUUCGAGAAUAAUCAAACAGUUUUUCAACAGCCAAAUAAUAUUUUAAACUGGGUAUAUUACGCUUUGCAAGAUAGGAAUGGGCUUGGAAAUACACCGACACAAUCGGAGCUAGGCCUCUCUGGAAAUUGGUCCGAAAAAUACAUCACGGAGCAACUUGGUCGAUUAGGUCUUCAGCAAUCUACCGUACAACAAAUCGCAGCAGCAGCUGUAGCGUCCGUUGCUGCCGGAGAACCAAACCAGAGAUUUAACUCAGUUAAUGCCAAUGGAAACAUACCGAAUAUUACGAACAUGAGUAAUCUGACAAACAUCAAUAAUAACUUUCUUGGGACAGCAACACAGGCCAAGUUGUUAUCUUCACCGUAUGGAAGCAUCGGAGACCUCGCUGAACAUUUUACAGAACUAUCAUUAGCGUCGUUAAAUGAUAGGAAACCAGGAAAAAGGCCGCCGCCAACGUACUUAUGUCAUUUGUGCUUCAAUAAGGGACAUUAUAUUAAAGACUGUCCACAGGCUAGACCUAAAGGAGAAGGUUUAACACCCUACCAGGGCAAGAAGCGAUGUUUUGGUGAGUACAAGUGUCCAAAGUGCAAACGCAAAUGGAUGAGCGGAAACAGUUGGGCCAACAUGGGACAAGAGUGUAUCAAGUGCCACAUUAAUGUAUAUCCUCAUAAACAGCGCCCUCUUGAGAAGCCAGAUGGACUUGAUGUGUCAGACCAGAGUAAAGAGCAUCCACAACAUCUCUGUGAAAAGUGCAAAGCUCUUGGUUACUAUUGCCGACGAGUCCAAUAGCCCAAUGUUUUAUGUAGUGUUAUCUUCUGGCUUGUACUUAAUCGGUUCUACAUUUCGUUUGCUGAUCUGCACCAAAACAAGAAUGUCGUUUCUCAACUCGUGGUAGUUCCUGUCUUAACUUAUGAUGAUAUAUCAGAUAUAUUUGGCAACGCCUUAAUCUUUGGUUUGAUGUACAUCUAGUAUGAGACAUUGGCGUUACUAGCACGGUUGUUUUUAAUUGUCAAAAUAUGUGACAUAUCAAAGACAAGUAUGAGAAAAGUAGUGUAAUAUUUGUUGUCAAAGAUUAUGUAGUUACCAUAAACUGCAUUCCACCUACCAUGACAGUGUAAAAAGCAACAACUUCUGUGUCAAAAAUUAUAAUGUCUCCACAACUGUACAUAUAUGUAUACUGGCAAUUUUUAUUCCGAUAUUUUUAACCCAGUUUAUGCAGCAUCGUAUGCUAUCGAAUAUUCUUAAGAUAUUUGUGUUCUAGUAAUCCAGACCACUAAAUCUGGAUGAGCACCUUAUACUAUACUCCUAUUAGAUUUGUUAAAUGAAGUAUUCAUAUAGAAAAGUACAAGUUUCACUGUGCAAGCAACACGGUUUGUUUCUGAUAAUUUGUAUUUAGGUGCUACUGUGAGAAUGUGUUUCACAUGUUGGUUAUUUAUUUUGUUUUAUGAAUAAGCAACCAACCAAAUUAAUUUUCAAAUGGUUUGAUGUGUAAUCUGUUUUUAAAAUCUAGUGUUUUAUCAGGAGAUGUCUUCGUUAGAAAGUGUGGUGAGCUAAAGAAUUGAAAGAAAAUUAAUUUCAGCAAUAGUCAUGAAUUGAUGUAUAAACAUGUUUUAAUAAUAGGGUAACUUUGUAAACUAAAUAAUGUGUGCUAUUUAGCCCUAGGAUUAUUGGUGCUAAAGUGUUUGUCAAAGAAUGAUUGCCUAGUGCUGCCAAGUAAAAACCAGGGGCGGAUCCAGGAUUUGAAAGAGGGGGGGGGGGGGGAGGGGUUUCAAAAUUUUUCCCAAAAACCUGAAAAUGAAAGAGGGGUCCCUUUAAUGAUUUCUUCAAAAUUCAAGGUUUUACCCCUCUUAAAAAAAGAUUUUAUCUCAUUCUUAGGCCUAUACCAUAGAAGAAAAUCAAAGAUAUAGUCAAUACAUUAUUAGGCCUAUAUUCCAACAAUAUU